Messenger RNA from Populus nigra (black poplar), 735 nucleotides. RefSeq names its product putative glycine-rich cell wall structural protein 1. The transcript is spliced from 4 exons. Lineage: Eukaryota; Viridiplantae; Streptophyta; Magnoliopsida; Malpighiales; Salicaceae. The record is from RefSeq and is a predicted model, not a curated record. Bases 1 to 735 code for a protein of 244 amino acids.
AUGGCAAGCCCAAGAGCGUUAGGGACUGCUUUCCUGAUCUUGCUUAUUGCAGACAUCGCCUUCGCUGCUAGGACACUGCAGUCAAUUAGUGGAGGCGGAGGUGGAGGGCAGGGAGGAGGUGGUGGUGGUGGAUCUGGAUCAGGACUUGGGUCAGGUUAUGGUUCUGGGUCUGGAUCCGGGAGCGGUGAAGGAUAUGGUGCUGGUGGUCGUGGAGGAGGCGGGGGCGGGGGCAGUGGCGGAGGCGGAGGUGGUGGCAGCGGCGGAGGCAACGGGUCAGGUUCUGGCUAUGGGUCUGGUAGCGGCUCAGGCUAUGGUUCUGGUAGUGGGAUAGGUGGCAGCAAAGGAGCAUUGAAAGCCGAUUUCAAUGGAUAUCAAGAGAAUGUCGAGGACAAAUUCUUACAUGUUCAAGCGGAGUUAUUGGACCGAAUUGAGAAGUAUGAUGAGUUAAACAAGAAAUACGUGAUGAGAGAAAGUCGCCUAACUGAAUUACAAGAGUUUGAAAGAAAGGGGAAUGAAGAGGAGGUCACCGAAUUUACUUUCCUGGAAGUUACUGCUGGCUUGGAUUCCAUCGCGGAGACCAUAACGAUGAAUGAUGAUCCAAAUGCCGAUGCCAUCAUGUCUUCAAGAAUUCGUCCUGGGAUUGCGAGAAGGGAUUUGCGCGAGGAUGAUAUCAGGGUGUACGAGCUUUAUACGGAUUCACUAAUAAUUAAUAAGAACCAAAGGGAAGGAGAAUGA